Messenger RNA from Lotus japonicus, 1873 nucleotides. RefSeq names its product sec-independent protein translocase protein TATB, chloroplastic. Gene Ontology annotation, biological process: protein transport by the Tat complex. The record is from RefSeq and is a predicted model, not a curated record. The transcript has 5 exons. The coding region runs from base 140 to 859 and encodes 239 amino acids. Gene Ontology annotation, cellular component: membrane. NCBI's taxonomy places the organism in Eukaryota, Viridiplantae, Streptophyta, Magnoliopsida, Fabales, Fabaceae.
AUUUAUGAAGCCCAAAUGAUAGGUGAAACAAGUCUGCUUAGACCAUUGGAUUACAGAUAGGAUUGUUUGUGCUCCCAGGAAUCAAGGGUCGAAGCAGAAGCAAUCAUCAUUCGAAUUCAUCGAAGACACUGUCUUCAAAAUGACACAAUCGUUGGCAAUGGUUUCUUCUACUGUGUUAUGUCCUAAACUGGGGGCAUGUGCAGUGUCACUGUCCCCCUCUGCAACUCCACACACAAAAAUCCAACGUUUUCAUCUCUCUUCAUGGUUAUCUCCAAUGGGUCGAAGCCUUUUCUCACCUUGGAAUGGUUUAAAGCAUCUGGGUAUCUCAACUAAACCAAAACCUCUUUUUCAUAUAGAUAGAAAGGGUAGGUGUAAGGGUAAGCUGGUUUAUGCUUCUCUCUUUGGAGUUGGAGCCCCUGAAGCCCUGGUUAUUGGGGUCGUUGCUUUACUGGUUUUUGGUCCUAAGGGUCUUGCUGAGGUUGCUCGAAAUCUGGGAAAAACAUUGCGUACAUUUCAACCGACCAUUAGAGAGCUUCAGGAUGUUUCAAGGGAAUUUAAAAGUACACUUGAACGAGAGAUUGGUCUCGAUGACAUUUCAAGUCCAACACAGAACCCAUACAAUUCCAAUUUCCAAAACACCACAUCAACUCCAUCAUCCACUGAUAGUACAAAGAGUUCUCCGAUUGCUGUUGACCCUGGUCAAUUGGUAUCUCACAGGCCCUUACCAAGGUGCUAUUGUUAUGAGGUGGAGGUCCGAUCCCACAUACACCUAUUUCCCACUCCCACUAGUGCAUCCUACAACUGGAGUGGAAAGUGGAAUAAUAAAAGAAGUCAUGCAACUAACGGAUCUAAAUUAUGAAAUUGAAUCUUAAUGAUUUGAUGAAAACUUCCAGAAACUUGAUUGUGAACUCUACUCAAGCUUAUUUAUCAUUCGGAUCCUCCCUUUGUUCAGUAGAUCAGGUGAGGUAUUCACACUGAUUUGAGCUUUAGACUUGAUGGAUUCCCAUGAAUCAUGAUUCAUGAAGUAAGAGCAGUUGUUUUAUACAUAUUGAUGUAUAGGUUGUCUAGGUAGGUUUGAGAUUAUUUCCAACUAAGUAUGUCUUAGGUAGCCAGAAGAUAACAAUCUUUUUUCCUUUGAGAUUAAAGUUAGUAAAUAUAGACAAAGAAGCAAAGUAUGUUUGUAAACUUCUAUUAUUCUGCUGAUAUUAUUUUUGUAUUGUUAGGUCAUUCUCUUUUAUGAACUUGACAUCACUAACAACUAGUUUAGUACUGUCAUUAAAGAACUAUCCCAAAAGUUUAAAAUGUUGAGUAACGAAACAUGAAUGGUAUGGACUCUAGACAACUUGUCAUACGGGCUCUGAUAUCAUGUCAUGAACCAAUUAUCAAAACAACUUAAGUUGUUAGGUGAAGACACAUGAAUGAUUUUAUAUUAUACUUCUAAUGAGGAUCAAAGUCCAAAAUGCUGAGAAAUAGUUCAACUUAAGAUGUAAUAUUCUCAUAUAUAGGUUUAAUUGGUUAGCAAUAAUCCAAGGAGGUGAACUACUACUAGGUACAAGUUACGAGUUACAACGGCAUAGUUCACUUGCUCAGAAAUAGUUCAGAAGUUUCUUUUCUUAAAGGAAAGAAACUGCACACUUUGGUAAUAAAAUCCGAUACAGUUUUUAAAGAAAUUUUACUGUUUGUUUGUCUUGAUAGUUGAUACCUCCCAGAACCGAAUGGAUCAUAAUGAUAUUACAUAAACACAAGAGUUUUCUUUUUCUUCAUAUGCUGUGGCUGAAGACAAGUACUACUAGAUAUCAUGUACACCACUGUUAUCAAAUAUUAAUUACGGCAUUUGAUCACCCGCUUGGUUAAGAAAUGAUAUUUGUUUCUG